Periophthalmus magnuspinnatus is the source of this 1447-nucleotide messenger RNA. RefSeq names its product N-ethylmaleimide-sensitive factor attachment protein, beta a (gene napba). Gene Ontology annotation, biological process: regulation of synaptic vesicle priming; SNARE complex disassembly; synaptic transmission, glutamatergic. The coding region runs from base 97 to 984 and encodes 295 amino acids. Gene Ontology annotation, molecular function: syntaxin binding; soluble NSF attachment protein activity. The record is from RefSeq and is a predicted model, not a curated record. NCBI's taxonomy places the organism in Eukaryota, Metazoa, Chordata, Actinopteri, Gobiiformes, Gobiidae. Gene Ontology annotation, cellular component: vacuolar membrane; terminal bouton; synaptobrevin 2-SNAP-25-syntaxin-1a complex. The transcript has 10 exons.
AGCAGCAGAAGCAGCUCCUCCUCAGCAUCAGCAUCUUCAUCUGUGCCUGACGCGUCCUGCUCCUCUCCUCGCUCUUUUGUGUCGGUGUUUUAAACUAUGGAUAACUCGGGUAAAGAGAAGGAGGCCAUGCAGCUCAUGGCGGAGGCGGAUAAGAAGGUGAAGGCGUCCGGCUCGUUCCUCGGCGGGAUGUUCGGGGGGAACCAUAAGGUGGAGGAUGCGUGUGAGAUGUACGCUCGAGCUGCAAACAUGUUUAAAAUGGCCAAGAACUGGAGCGCGGCUGGAAAUGCCUUCUGCCAGGCCGCUCGGCUACACAUGCAGCUGCAGAACAAACUGGACUCUGCCACGAGUUUUGUGGACGCAGGAAACGCCUACAAGAAGGCCGACCCUCAAGAGGCGAUCAACUGUCUGAACCAGGCCAUCGACAUCUACACGGACAUGGGAAGGUUCACCAUCGCAGCCAAACAUCACAUCACCAUCGCAGAGAUUUACGAGUCAGAGCUGGUAGAUAUUGAGAAGGCCAUUGCCCACUACGAACAGGCAGCAGAUUAUUACAAGGGCGAGGAGUCGAACAGCUCUGCUAACAAGUGUCUGCUGAAGGUGGGUCACUACAGCGCUCAGCUGGAGCAGUACCAGAAGGCCAUCGAAAUCUAUGAACAGGUGGCCAUGAGCACCAUGGACAACCCUCUGCUCAAGUACAACGCCAAAGAGUAUUUCUUCAAGGCGUCUCUGUGUCACUUCAUCGUGGACGAGCUCAAUGCAAAGCUGGCGAUUGAGAAGUACGAGGAAAUGUUCCCAGCAUUCACAGACUCCAGAGAGCUCAAACUCUUAAAGAAACUGCUGGAGGCUCACGAGGAGCAGAACAGCGAGGCUUUUACAGAAGCCGUCAAAGAGUUUGAUUCUGUGUCUCGUCUGGACCAGUGGCUGACCACGAUGCUGCUGCGAAUCAAAAAGACCAUCCAGGGUGACGCUGGUGACCUCAAAUAAACAAACAUCAUGUACGAGGUUUAUGUGGGGGCGUCUACAGCUGUACAUACCAGUGCAUGUCACCCCAGUGAGUCACAUCACAUACCCAGUCCUCCAACAGUAUUUCUCUACAGACUGAACCGCUGGACAGUGCGUUUGUGUCAGGUGAAGACUGGACAUAUUUGUGUUAUUGAAAAUACUUUAUGAAAACGUGUAAGAAAUAUAUUAUAUAGUAUUCUUGUUUAUUCUGGUGCUGCAUAUUAGAAGUUGUGAGACCCUCUUUUUCAUGUCUUCCUCACAAAGAGCCCCCUGUCACCCUCUGCAGCUGUGAUCUGUGUCCGUGGGAGCGGGUGACUCCUGCCGUGUCUGUGCAUGUCUGUCGUCAUGUUCUUGUUCUUGUAUUAUCAGCAGCAGCACAUGUGAGCUACAAAGGUAUCUGUAAUCAGUAAAUGUUACAAUAAAAGCACCACUCACUCACUUUUUU